GACCAAUCCACACCAGCUCAAUGGAGAAAUUCAAGCACCAUCGAUCUUUCCUACAAAAUGUGAGCUUGUUAUCAAUAUCAUGCACACCACUUCAUGAACAUCACAAAUUGAGCCAUGCACAUUAAGGAAUUUGUAGCAUUUAAAACAUCGAUUAAUAAUUCAUUUUCACCCCAUAGUGGCAACAUCUACAAAUCAACACCUGGUCAGUGGCAACAACAACAAAUUCAAACCAGCUCAGUGGCAGCAUUUGCUUCUCCCAAUCUCAAACUUUCAGUUUGUAAUUUAUCUCCAUUUUGCUUUGACCGAGUCAAGAGCUUGACUCACCGUUCCUCUGCAGCUAGCAUGGCAGCACCAACAUCUGAUCACACGCUCACCUCUCAGGAAGAUGCAGUCUUGCGGCCUGAGCUACUUACGGAAUUCAUGGUGUAUAUGAAUAGUGAAGGUUGUGUUAAUGCUGUCAAGAAUAAAUUGCAGACUGUUAAUGGAGUGAGGAAAGUGGAGGUGGAUUUGGGGAAUCAAGUGGUUAGGGUUCUUGGUUCUUCACCUGUAAAGAUUAUGAGUGAAGCUUUGGAGCAGACAGGUCGAACCGCCCGGUUGAUUGGCCAAGGGGUCCCUGAAGAUUUUUCGGUGUCUUCUGCUGUCGCCGAGUUUAAGGGCCCAGAUAUUUUUGGUGUGGUUCAAUUUGCUCAAGUGAAUAUGGAAUUAGCCAGGGUUGAAGCCAGUUUUAGUGGAUUGGCACCUGGGAAGCACUGUUGGUCUAUCAAUGAAUUUGGUGAUCUGACAAGAGGUGCAGCAAGCACUGGGAAAGUUUAUAAUCCUCUCAAUCCAGGAACAGAAAAUCAGCCUCUAGGUAACCUGGGAACAUUCGAGGCUUAUGCUGAGGGAAAUGCCUCCUUUUCUGGUACAAAACAGAAGCUAAAACUUGCAGAACUUAUUGGAAGGUCGGUGGUGAUAUAUGAAACAGAAGAUAAAUCAGACGGUGGUCUUACAGCAGCAGUAAUUGCUAGAAGUGCUGGAGUUGCUCUGAACUGCAAAAAGCUUUGCCAAUGUGACGGAAGCAUCAUAUGGGAGUCGACUGUGUGUAUUUAAGCACCAAAUUCUGAUAAUAUGCAUACCUGUGUAUAUUCUCUAUCUGCAAGUUGAAUGUUAGAAAAAUACUAUGUAUAUCCGGAUAUAAAAUGUACCAUUUCUUUUUA
Molecule: messenger RNA, 1196 nt
Organism: Mercurialis annua (annual mercury)
Lineage: Eukaryota; Viridiplantae; Streptophyta; Magnoliopsida; Malpighiales; Euphorbiaceae
Product: copper chaperone for superoxide dismutase, chloroplastic/cytosolic-like
Exons: 6
Coding region: 115-1089 (324 amino acids)
Biological process (GO): removal of superoxide radicals
Molecular function (GO): copper ion binding; superoxide dismutase activity
Source: RefSeq, a predicted model, not a curated record